CCAAACCUCACCCAUACAGAGAGAGAGAGAGAGAGAGAGAGAGAGGGAGCUAGCAAGCUGUAGAGAGAGAUAGAGCGAUAGAGAGAGGGAGAAAGGGAGAGAAAGGGAAAGAGAGAGGCGUACAUCGGGUUGGAGCUCCGGAGCGGAUCUGUGAUAUUGGACACACUGCAUAAUGCGUGAAUACAAGUUAGUAGUCCUCGGCUCUGGAGGUGUCGGCAAGUCUGCACUGACUGUUCAGUUUGUUCAAGGGAUCUUUGUGGAGAAGUAUGACCCUACAAUAGAAGACUCGUACAGGAAGCAAGUGGAAGUGGAUGGCCAGCAAUGCAUGCUGGAAAUUCUGGACACUGCAGGGACGGAACAAUUCACAGCCAUGAGGGACCUGUACAUGAAGAACGGCCAGGGCUUCGCACUAGUAUACUCCAUAACGGCACAGUCCACAUUCAACGACCUGCAGGACUUGAGAGAACAGAUCCUGCGAGUUAAAGACACUGACGACGUGCCAAUGAUCCUGGUGGGGAAUAAGUGUGAUCUGGAGGAUGAAAGAGUGGUGGGAAAGGAGCAGGGACAGAACCUUGCCCGUCAGUGGAACAGCUGCGCCUUCCUGGAGUCCUCCGCAAAGUCCAAGAUUAAUGUAAAUGAGAUCUUCUAUGACCUGGUCCGGCAAAUCAACAGGAAAACUCCAGUACCUGGGAAGACACGCAAAAAGUCCAACUGCCAGCUGCUCUAAUACACAGCUGUUCUGUCGCUCUGAGCCAGGUCUGAUUUGCUGCUGUGUCUCUCAGCAGUGCCAGCAUUCCGACGUUACUAAAACCUAACAUCGAAUGGACUUUCCUGUGUGGUGAUGCCCCUUUAACAAAACCAACCAACCGACCAAGCAAACCAACCAACCAACCAACCAACAGAUUCAAAGCUACAGUAUCAUGUUAGUUUUUUUGCACAUAGAUAACCAUGAUCACUUUCCAGUGUCGCAAGAAAGAGAUUUUUACUUAUAAAUAUAUAAAUAUAUAUUCUAACUGUAUGCAACUGAAAUAGAAAAGUAAUUACAUGGAUAAACAAAUAAAGAGCUAAAAGAAUUUUAAAAACACAGCGCCUACACACAGUGUUAUUGCUAACGGAGACAGCCACCGUUGCAAAUGUAUGGAGCGGGUGUUGAACCUGACUGUGCACGUUGCCAUGGCAAUUACAAUGAUGCGAUAUUUAUAAGCACCACUAUUUUAGCCAGAGAUGAGAGGAAGUCCAAAGAGCGCCUAUAUAGUCCAUUUCAUACAGCUAACUUCGCUCCUUGGUUUCUGUGCAUUUCUCUUUUGUUUUUUGUAACUUUUUCUUUUCUUUUUUGCUUUUAUUUUCUUCUUGAUUUUCUUUCUCUCUUUUUUUAAAGUUACUAGAAUUUGUUUCUGCUCUGCUGAGAUGGUAUAUCGCAAGAACUAUUGACAUGAGUUUUAUCUCUAGGAAAACCUGUGGAUUCAGUGAUGUACGUGUAAAAAGUAAAACAAAAAAUAUAUGUUUUCUGUCACUAUCAUGUUGUUCUUAGCCUCAAAUGUUGCCUUCAAAUAUGUGUUUAGAUCUUUUUUUUCCCUUUUCUUUUCAGGAGAAUCGAAACAAAAUGUAACAAAAAAUUACCAAAAAAAAACAAAGCAAACUCACAGCCCAUCUCAUGCCAUUUUUAUAAUUUUUUUGUCUCAUUUACGGAUAUGUUUGUACACUGGGCGGGGUUUCAAAAAGGGGCCACUUUUGAAAGGGACUUGGCGAUUUUAAUGCCUCAGCAGUGAGAGUCUAGGAUGGUCGUGAUGUCAUAAUGUAGCCCUCUAUGAUCUCACAUCUCGGCAGAGCUGACAGUUAAAAACAGUCCAGUCCCUCAUUACAGACUUUUCCCCUUGUCUACUACAGGAGGUAUACAGUAUAUAUUUUAAAGAACUGGGGGGGUUUUAAUAUAAAAUAAAAUGGAACAAAUGUCAUCAGUCCAGUUACUGUAGAUUUUCACUGUGUGUGACUCCGCCCCACCCAGCCCUUCCCCUUCCCUUUUGCCUGCGAAUACAUCUGGUAAACCGAGGAUAUGAAAACCAGAUAUUGGAUCGUUUUCCAGUAAAGAAAAUAUCUUGCCUGUUAGUGACUGUUUCACCUUUGUAAUACUUGGUUUGACCUGUUUUCUGUCUGCGUUCCUGUGGGGUUAACUGUAGUGAAUGUCGGGGUGGGGACCUUGCGCUAACGAGCAGGGAGAAAAGGGAACAAUGAAAGAAGAAGAAAUAAAUCAGAAAAAAAAACAAUGACCAUGUUGUACCAAGUGCAAUCCUACGAGGCAUUCAUAAAGUAUUCAUAAGCGCUGGGUGAACUGGAACACAGUGACUCGCAGUCUCUAACCACCGUCGGCGUUUCCCCCCAGCGCCAGCAUCCGCACUCUGCAUUUUGAGACUGAAUAUAAUGUACAGUUUAUGUGCAUAAUGAACGCUUUAUGCAUGCGUUCUGUGAGGAACACAACAGCGAUGGACGCAGGUUAACCGAUGUCUGAUCCUCGUCUGAUCCUGUAAGCAAAUGCCUUGUUACAGUUUUGUUCAUAAGAGAAGGAAAAAAAAAAUUUUAAGCAAACGGGCACAAGCAGUAAAAGGAGACAUCUCGCUGAUGUCUAAACCUUGGCCUGAGAGAGAUAGAACCACAGUAUUUGAAAUGCAACAUCUGCUUAAUUAAUAGUGGGGUGGGGUGGGAGGGAUUGGGAGGGGGGGGAUGGGUGGCCAAAUGUAAACUUAAAAGCCUUAAUUAAAGUGGUGCAAUUUUGUAUAACCGAGCAUCUGUAGUUCAAUAAAUUGGAUUGCCAUGCAAGGGCUUGCAAGAAGCCAAUUUUGCCACUUGGAUGUUUGUGUAUUGUUUCAGAGUUCUUCUGUCAAUAAAAAUCAGUUUAACAUUU
Molecule: messenger RNA, 2899 nt
Organism: Astyanax mexicanus (Mexican tetra)
Lineage: Eukaryota; Metazoa; Chordata; Actinopteri; Characiformes; Acestrorhamphidae
Gene: rap1b
Product: RAP1B, member of RAS oncogene family
Exons: 8
Coding region: 173-727 (184 amino acids)
Biological process (GO): cellular response to cAMP; Rap protein signal transduction; negative regulation of synaptic vesicle exocytosis
Cellular component (GO): plasma membrane
Molecular function (GO): GDP binding; GTPase activity; GTP binding
Source: RefSeq, a predicted model, not a curated record